AUGUCUUACUACCCCCCUUACCAGGGUGGUCCUCCCCCGGGAUACCCUCCUCAGCAGUACCCCCCGCAGCAAGGUUACCCACCGACGCACCAUCAACAACAACCAUCUUAUGGUGGAUAUCCAGGCCAGCAGUAUCACCAACAGGCGCCGCCGCCGCAGCAGAACCCCUAUGGAUACAGCCAUUCACCUCAGCCACCCCAACAGCCCUAUGGAUCUCCUGCCCCACAGCAUGGUUACAACGCUCCCCCUCAGGCCCCUCAGGGUUAUCAGCAACCCCCCCAGCCCCCUCAGGGCCAGCGACCAUACCAAGGCCAGCCCCGCCCAGCAGGAGGAAGCCAAUAUGGCCAGUCCCAGGGAAGCCAUCCUCCACCCCCGCCUUCGGCCCCAGUCUCGUUCGGAAAUGGCGCUCCACAAGGAUACAACUUCCAAUACUCCCGAUGCACUGGUAAGAGGAAGGCGUUGUUGAUCGGAAUUAACUACUUUGGUCAGAAGGGUCAAUUGCGUGGAUGCAUCAAUGAUGUGAAGAACAUGUCAACCUACUUGAACCAGAACUUCGGCUAUGCCCGCGAAGACAUGGUUCAGUUGACGGAUGACCAACAGAACCCCAUGAGCCAGCCAACCAAGGCAAAUAUCCUCCGUGCGAUGCACUGGCUUGUGAAGGAUGCGCAGCCGAACGAUUCUCUUUUCUUCCAUUACUCUGGUGGGCUAACAUAUGAACCAGGACACGGUGGUCAAACUCCCGAUCUGGAUGGUGAUGAAGACGAUGGAUACGAUGAGGUGAUUUACCCUGUUGAUUUCCGAGUUGCUGGCCAUAUCGUCGAUGAUGAGAUGCACCGAAUUAUGGUACAGUCGCUACGCCCCGGAGUGCGUCUCACGGCAAUCUUUGAUUCGUGCCAUUCCGGCUCAGCGAUGGAUCUGCCCUACGUCUACUCUACAUCUGGUGUUCUCAAGGAACCCAAUCUAGCUAAGGAAGCUGGACAGGGUCUCCUGGGUGUGGUACAGGCAUACGCACGUGGCGAUAUGGGUGGCAUGAUGGAGACGGCCAUGGGCUUCUUCAAGAAAGCCACAAAGGGCGACGACGUAUACGAGCGCAAUAAGCAGACCAAGACCAGCCCUGCCGAUGUAAUCAUGUGGUCCGGAAGUAAAGAUGACCAGACUAGUCAAGAUGCUCAGAUCGCUGGCCAGGCUACUGGCGCUAUGUCGUGGGCGUUCAUUGCUGCGCUGCGGAAGAAUCCCCAGCAGAGCUAUGUCCAGCUGCUGAACAGUAUUCGUGAAGAGCUAGCGGCUAAGUACAGCCAGAAGCCGCAGUUGAGCUGCAGUCACCCACUGGACACAAACCUGCUUUAUGUUAUGUAA
Molecule: messenger RNA, 1356 nt
Organism: Penicillium angulare
Lineage: Eukaryota; Fungi; Ascomycota; Eurotiomycetes; Eurotiales; Aspergillaceae
Product: caspase family protein
Exons: 6
Coding region: 1-1356 (451 amino acids)
Biological process (GO): proteolysis
Molecular function (GO): cysteine-type endopeptidase activity
Source: RefSeq, a predicted model, not a curated record